Messenger RNA from Aegilops tauschii subsp. strangulata, 567 nucleotides. NCBI's taxonomy places the organism in Eukaryota, Viridiplantae, Streptophyta, Magnoliopsida, Poales, Poaceae. The record is from RefSeq and is a predicted model, not a curated record.
AUGUUGUCUAAUGUACAUGAUUAUUCUAAAGGUGCAAGGUCAGAACCGCCGCCGCUGAAGGAGCUCGCCCCGAGCCCGAGCCACCCGUGCCCCACCUCCCUCACCACGUCGCCCAGGAGCGGCCGCCCUCUCCCCGCCAUCGCGCCGGCGUCCUGCCAGAGGAGCCUCGUCCCGCGCCGCCGCAGAUUGCCCCGCCCUCGCGCCGCCGUUGCCUCGCCGACCCCGCUGGCCAUGCCAUCCCGCCGCCGCCCGAGCCCGCCCCGAGUACCCACCGCCGGUGGUUGCCACCACCGCCUCCACCCCGUGCGCCACCAUCUCCUGCCAACCCCGCCUGGCCCUACUCCGCUCGCCGCCGCGCCACCGUCUCCUGUCGACCCCGCUGGCCACGCCAUCCCGCCGCCGCGCGAGCCCGCCCCAAGUACCCACCGCCUCGGCCCCGUGCGCCACCGCCUCCUGCCGACCCCGCCUGACCCUACUCUGCUCGCCGGCGAGUGUACCUGGAGAGAGAGAGAGAGAGGUGAGAGAAACCUGACAAGAGGGCCCCACCCAGGUCAAAACCGCCGUUGA